Phialemonium atrogriseum is the source of this 2772-nucleotide messenger RNA. RefSeq lists its product as uncharacterized. Gene Ontology annotation, cellular component: preribosome, small subunit precursor; nucleus. The transcript is spliced from 2 exons. Bases 118 to 2589 code for a protein of 823 amino acids. Gene Ontology annotation, molecular function: U3 snoRNA binding; GTP binding; GTPase activity. Gene Ontology annotation, biological process: maturation of SSU-rRNA from tricistronic rRNA transcript (SSU-rRNA, 5.8S rRNA, LSU-rRNA); ribosome biogenesis; endonucleolytic cleavage of tricistronic rRNA transcript (SSU-rRNA, 5.8S rRNA, LSU-rRNA). Lineage: Eukaryota; Fungi; Ascomycota; Sordariomycetes; Cephalothecales; Cephalothecaceae. The record is from RefSeq and is a predicted model, not a curated record.
CUUACACCUAAGGCAAGAGCUUGUGUUAGUCUUCCGCCAAAAGACGAAUCCCCGAAAUCCCAAAUUCCCAACGUGGCUUCCCUCCCAUUUAGGUUCAAAUCUGGUGGUGACGGCAAGAUGUCCGGCCCCGUGGCAUCCGCCCACUCUCACCGAGCGACCACCAAGGUCUCCAACAAACCGUUCAAGUCUCGAGCGGCGACAAAAGGGGCUUUGCGGCGGUUGGCAAAAGGCAAAGUGUCAACCGAAUUUGGCCAGCGCAAGACACCUCACCAGCAAGUCAUGUCCAAGCUCGAUCGCCGGAACCAGGCCAAGCAACGGCAACUGGAGAAGCACAAGGAGCAUCAGAGAGAGAAUUCGGUGUUCUCUGCCAAGGAUGGGGCUCCGAGGAACGUCGCCGUUAUCCCCCUCUGCCACGACGGCGACGCCAAAGCUGCGAUUGGCCAUCUGAACGAGUGCCUCGACAUCACAGCCGAGAUAGGGAACGGCUGCGUUAGAGUACCUGUCGACAGAUUCAAACAGAAGGUCCAAUAUAUCCCUCUAGAGCGGGAUCUCUCGGCAUGUCUUGAUGCUGCCAGGGUAGCCGACUUUGUGGUGUUGAUCCUCUCCGCCGAAGUCGAGGUUGACGACCUUGGCGAGCUCAUUCUGCGAAGUGUCGAGAGCCAGGGACUGUCUACCCUCUUUACAGUCGUGCAGGGCCUCAACAAAGUCGAGCCUGCGAAACAAAGAUUGUCGACCCUGGCGUCGCUGAAGAGCUACAUUACGCAUUUCCACCCCGAGCAGGAAAAGUUGUAUAAUCUCGAAAACAGACAGGAGUGCAGCAAUCUGAUGAGGUCGCUAUGCAGUACGACACCUAAGGGAAUUAGGUGGCGAGAUGAGCGGAGUUGGAUGCUCGUCGAGGAGGUCCAAUUCCCAGCCCAAGAUUCUCAGUCGGCCGUUCUUACAGGAGUUGUGAGAGGAAGGGGUCUCAAAGCUGACCGCCUCGUCCAAGUCGGCGACUGGGGCACGUUUCAAAUCGAGAAGAUAACCGCGGCACCGAUCGCGGCGAGGCGGAAGAGGGCCGAAGACAGCAUGGCCGUCGAUGCUGAGGCUCCGGAAGAAAUUCUCGAUACUCCAGGAGAUGAUUGCGAUGACCUGGAGGAGCUUGCGCCAGAGAAUCAUGCCAUAGAUGGUGAUGAGGAUGAGGAUAUGGAUGCCGAUGCGGCCACCACCGUCACAGAGUCCAUGAAAAAGGGGGUCCUGCUCGAUGAUCAUCAUUACUUCUCCGACGACGAAAGUCAUAUACCAAAAACACCGAAGAAGCUACCCAAGGGAACGUCGGCAUACCAGGCAGCAUGGUACCUGGAAGACGAUGUAUCAGACUCCGGCUCCGACCUUGAUGAUCACGAAAUGAAAGACGUAGAGGAGGAACCCGCGAGGCCUGAAGAUGGAAUGGAAGGAUACGCAGAUGAUGCCCAGACUGAAGGUGGACCUUCCGAAUACCCCCAGUCAGUCAAGUUCGAAGAACUCGACGAACUCGACGAUGCUGCGCAGCUGGAGGCGUUCCGAGCCAAGAAGCGAGACGAUGAAGCUCAGGACGAUAUGGAGUUCCCCGACGAAAUCGAGCUUCACCCUAAUGCUCUAGCAAGAGAGCGAUUGCUCAAGUACCGGGGACUGAAGAGCCUGAGGACCAGCCCGUGGAUGGAAGAUGCAGACCGCAGUUUCGAACCAGAAAAUUGGCAACGCUUGUUGCGGAUUCCUGACUAUCAGGCCUCUCGGAUCAAGUCGGUACGGGAAGCAUUAGUCGGCGGCGUCGCACCCGGGACUCGGGUCCAUGUCCAUCUUCGGGCAGUUCCGACUUCACUCCGGGAGUUGUACAACCCCGAUCGGCCGUUGACGCUGUUCUCUCUGCUGCGUCACGAGCACAAGCAAACUUCGGUCAACUUCCUCAUAAAUCUGAGCUCCGACUACCCCGAUUCUAUCAAAUCGAAGGAGGAGCUCAUCAUCCAGUGCGGACCGCGGCGGUUUGUCGUGAACCCUCUCUUCUCACAGGGCGGAAACACGCAAAACGACGUCCACAAAUACUGCAGGUUCCUGCACCCUGGGCAAUCCGCCAUCGCAACGUUCGUGGCCCCGGUUACGUGGGGUGCCGUCCCGACCCUCUUCUACAAGAGGACGGCCCCGGCCAGUGGCUCGGAAGGGGAUGACGGUCCGAGUCCGCCCCUGACAUUGAUCGGAACCGGAACUUCCAUGCAGCCGUCGACGGGCCGCGUCAUUGCGAAGCGGGUCAUCCUCACGGGACAUCCGUACCACAUCCACAAGAAGGUCGUCACCAUCCGAUACAUGUUCUUCAACAGGGAGGACGUCGAGUGGUUCAAGGCCCUGCCGCUGUGGACGAAGAGGGGGCGGAGCGGUUAUAUGAAGGAGGCCCUCGGCACCCACGGCUAUUUCAAGGCAACGUUCGAUGCCAGGAUCAACCCGCAGGAUUCCAUCGGCGUGAGUUUGUAUAAGAGGGUCUGGCCUCGCAACGCAAGACCCUAUUAUGGUUCGUUGUUUGACCCUCCCGCGGAAGCGGCCGUUCGAGAAGAGGUCAUGGUUGAGGAUGUCUCAUAGAAAGUCACGAAGCCCGGGGCUUCCCAAGUCAAAUGAUAUGAUGAAUUCGUAAAGGAAAUUAACCAUGCUGUGUGCGGUGUACGGGAUGUUCUUGUGGGAUUUUUCUUUUUCUUUGUUUUACUUAGCCCCUAAGUCUACCUAGUUUGGCUAGCAGAGCCAUUAUAACAUAUAGUAUGUUUGCAG